CGUGGGAGGGGUUGGAGGACUAACAUAAACGGAAGCUGGGACAGAACCUGAGCCGUGAGAAGUUGGGAGGAGCCAAAGUCGGUAGUGUGGAGUACCCAUCGCUGUAGUUGCUCGGGGAGAAUCCCGUGGUGCAGACCUGGGUGCGGAGGACACGGCUGGGUGUCGCGGGGACACGAAAUCUCCCCGGAGCCGCAGUCGCCGCGCGGGGCGGCCUGGGAAAGUCACCAGUCAGCAGCGCAGUGGCGGGAACCGCAGCCCGGCGGCCCUGGAACCUCCCAGCCAGUGGUGUGACUGGGGACUUCUCCCAGGAGGAGUGGCCAUGCCUGGACCUGCUCUGAGGGCUUUGUACAGAGACUGGAUCUGUGGGUCUCACUGAUCACCAUGACCUGCUCACCUGUGGAGCAAAACAAAGUGGCCUGGAAGGAGAGAGGAGGCAGGAGCUAAGGGUCCAGGGAAGCAACCAUCUAUCAUUGUUCCUGAAAGAGAAACUCAAAGCAGAGAAACAGUAAGAAACGACUGAUUCUCCAGUAAACAUGUCGCAGUGAAGAAGGCUUCCUUUCUCUCCAUAUUUCCUCACACAUUUGUCGUCAGGGUCUGUUGACAUUUGGGGAUGUAGCUGUGGACUUCCCCCAGGAGGAGUGGGAAUGCCUGGACUCUGCUCAGAGGGCUUUGUACAUUGAUGUCAUGUUGGAGAAUUAUAACAACCUGGUGUCUGUUGAGAACUAUUGCAAAUGUGAUCCUGUCCAUCAACAUGUGAAGACUGAAAAGGAGUCUUGUCAGUGUAAUGAGCUUGUCAAAGUGCUUCAUGACCCCUCCACAAGUGCACCUCAUAAAACAGGUGAAACUACAGAAAACUCUAAUAGCUAUAGUUCCAGUAAUCACAGGGAUGCUUCUGUUGACUCAUCAAAUUCAGAUAGACAUGAAAGCAUGCACACUGGAGAAGAACCUUGCAAAUCUAAAGACUGUGGGAAAUCUUUAAAUUUGUGUUCCAAUAUUACACAAGAUCAGGGACUCUAUACCACAAAGAAAGUGCACAGGCAGGGAGAAUAUGAUGACUAUUUCAGCGCUGCAUACAGUCUUUUGCAACAACCAAUCUACAUUGGAGAAACACCACACCGGUGUGAGAAAUGCGGGAAAUGCUUCAGUACUGCCUCAUGCCUCACUGUACAUGAAAGAAUUCAUACUGGAAUUAAACCCUACAAGUGCAAAGUUUGUGAAAAAUCCUUUACCCAGUGGUCAAGUCUUAAAACACAUCAAAGACUUCAUACUGGAGAGAAACCUUACAAAUGUAAAGAAUGUGGAAAGUCAUUUCCACAGUUGUCAGCAUUCCGUAGCCAUCAAAAAUUGCAUACUGGAGAGAAACCUUACAAAUGUAAGGAAUGUGACAAAUCCUUUGCCCACUAUUCCAAUUUUAGGAGACACCAGAAAAUGCAUUCUGCUGGAAGACAGUAUAGUUGUCAGGAAUGUGGCAAGGUCUUUCAUCAGAUUUCACACCUUAAAAGCCAUUACAGACUUCAUACUGGAGAGAAGCUUUAUAAGUGCAGUGACUGUGACAGAUCCUUUACCCACUAUUCAUCACUGAGUAGACAUAGGAAAACUCAUUCUCUAGAGAAGUUUCACAAAUGCAAAGACUGUGGUAAGUCCUUUCUUGAAUUAUCACAUCUUAAAAUACAUUACAGACUCCAUACUGGUCAGAAGCCUUACAAAUGUGAGGUAUGUCACAAAUACUUUACCUUAAACUCAACUCUUAAAACACAUCAGAAAAUUCACACUGGGGAGAAACCUUACAAAUGUGAGGAAUGUGAGAAAUCCUUUACCAAACACUCAGAUCUUAGAAGACAUCAGAGUGUUCACACUGGUGAGAAACCUUACAAAUGUAAGGAAUGUGACAAGUGUUAUACUAGCUGCUCAUAUCUUAGAGCACAUCAGAAAAUUCAUACUGGAGAGAAACUUCACAAAUGCAAAGACUGUAAUAUAUCCUAUAUCCAUAUUGCAAGUCUUAGGAGACAUCAGAGAGUUCAUACUGGAGAGAGACCUUACAGAUGUAAGGAAUGUGACAAAUCCUUUACCAGUUGCUCAAAUCUUAGAAGACAUCAGAGUGUUCACACUGGGGAGAAACCUUACAAAUGUCUGGAAUGUGACAAGUCCUUUACCCAGGACUCACAUCUUAGAACACAUCAAAGGGUUCAUACUAGAGAGAGACCUUACAGUUGUCAGGAAUGUGAUAAAUCUUUUGCCCACUCUUCUGGUUUAAGGAGACAUCAGAAAAUCCAUAAUGGAGAGGAACCAUACAAAUGCAAAGAGUGACACAUCCCUUAUCCCGAUGUCUUUCUGUACAUUGGAAAUUAUACUUCCCCAAAUGCAUUGAAUUUGACAAGUCCUUUACAUUUUUCUGAAGUUGCAGAGAUAAAAGAAAAUUCAUCAUUAAAGAAAACACUCUGAUAAA
Messenger RNA from Peromyscus leucopus (white-footed mouse), 2446 nucleotides. RefSeq names its product zinc finger protein 54-like. NCBI's taxonomy places the organism in Eukaryota, Metazoa, Chordata, Mammalia, Rodentia, Cricetidae. The coding region runs from base 685 to 2307 and encodes 540 amino acids. Gene Ontology annotation, biological process: negative regulation of transcription by RNA polymerase II. The transcript is spliced from 7 exons. Gene Ontology annotation, molecular function: DNA-binding transcription repressor activity, RNA polymerase II-specific. The record is from RefSeq and is a predicted model, not a curated record.